Messenger RNA from Phialemonium atrogriseum, 1677 nucleotides. RefSeq names its product acid protease. The coding region runs from base 1 to 1200 and encodes 399 amino acids. Lineage: Eukaryota; Fungi; Ascomycota; Sordariomycetes; Cephalothecales; Cephalothecaceae. The record is from RefSeq and is a predicted model, not a curated record. The transcript has 6 exons. Gene Ontology annotation, molecular function: aspartic-type endopeptidase activity. Gene Ontology annotation, biological process: proteolysis.
AUGCCGCUGAGUCGCAGCGUCUUCAGGCCGGCCGACGGGAAGGGCCGGCGCAGGAAGGGGACGCACCCGCACGAGCCGCCCGGGGCGAGGCGGUCGCGGCGGGCGAAUGGUUGGGGAUGGGCGCAUCUCGAGGACUUGAUAGGGGGGAUUGCCUAUGUCAUUGAGCUCGAGAUCGGAACGCCGCCGCAGAAGGUCAAGGUCUUCGUAGACACGGGAUCGUACGAGCUAUGGGUGAACCCGAAAUGCUCGUCCUCGGCCGAUGCCGACAUCUGCCAGAGCCACGGGAUGUACUACCCCGCGCAGUCGAAGACGGCGAGCUACGUGGGCGGGGGGUUCGGCAUCUCGUACGGGACGGGCUCCGUCAAGGGCCAGUACUGGUCUGACACGAUGAGUAUCGCCAUGUUCCAGGUCCCUUCUGUGCAGUUCGCCGUGGCUUCCGACAGCAACUAUACAUAUUCGGGAGUCCUCGGCCUGGGAUACGCCUACCCGAUCGCCUUGAACUACCCCAGCGUCCUCAACCUCAUGGUCUCGCAGAAGUACAUUGGCGCCCCGAUAUUUAGCCUGGGGCUUGGAGGAGAGCAGGACGGUUUCAGUGAAAUAAUAUUCGGCGGUGUCAAUAGAUGGAAGUUCGCUGGCCCCCUUGAACCGGUGUCCAUCUGGCCACCGAUAAAAGAACAAGAUCCGAACUGGAUCCAAUACUGGGUAAAUGUCACGUCAGUAGGCAUGUCCAAACCCACCGACGUCCCCGUCAUCUACACGAACCGGGACCUCUUCACCAUGCCCGUGCUGAUCGACACGGGCUCGACGCUAUGCUACUUCCGAGAGGAUCUGGUCGCGGUGAUCGGCGCGCAGUUCAGCGCCACCAUCGACAUCUUUGGCUACUACACGGUCGACUGCAAGUACCGCUCCAUGAACGGCACCGUCGACUUUGGGUUCAACCGCGGGAGGAUGGUCAUCAACGUCUCCUACAGGGACUUCAUCUUCGAGCAGUCCCCGGGCUACUGCCUGCUCGGCGUGCAGCCGGCCGAUGUGGGCUCGACGAAUUAUGUCCUGGGGGACACCUUUAUCAGGGGGGCAUAUCUGGUCUUUGACCAACAAUCCGACAUUGUCUGGAUGAACCAGUAUUACAAUUGCGGCGACGGAGUGGUCACUGUCGGGGAAAAGGUCCGCGACACGGGCAGCUUCACGGGUGCAUGUUAACGAAUGGGAUCGAGGCUCGACUUGAUGGAGAGGACGACUGAACUUUCCGCGGCGUUAUAGAUUUGGGCUCGGAGGUUGGCUCGGAUUAUAUGUACAUACCGACUUGAAAUUGUUCAUGAUACCAGCAUAGCCCCCCCAACAGCACUAAUAACAACACCACCAACCAUCAUGACACACAUCACACGUCCGGCCCCCUCACCUUCUCACUCACCGGGCCCUCCCUCGUCCAGAUAUUCAUCCCUAUCUUCCCCCCACUCGUCACAGGUAACCCAGCAUGCAGCGUCCUGUCGUCCCCUCCGCCCCCCGGGAGCAAGUUCCUCCAGAACACGGCAUUCCCCUCGACGGGUCGAAAAGUGACGCCCGCAUCCCAGGGCUCGUCACAGUCAACGAACCCGGCCUCACACCAGCGGCUGCUGCUGCUGCUGCCGUUGCCAUUGCCGGCGGGGGCGUCGACCGCCGGGAAAUUCGUGCCGCCGC